CAGGAUAACCGGGAUGCAGAGGCGUUCCUGAAGCCAGUGUCAAAGUCUGAGGUGCCGGAUUAUUAUGAGGUCAUCAUGCAUCCGAUGGACCUUCAGACGAUGCAGAAGAAGGUGAAGCAGAAGGCGUACAAGUCCAAGCGAGAGUUCAAGGACGACCUCGAUCUCAUAUGGAGCAACUGCUUUAGCUACAACGCCACGGAGGUAUGUGCGGCAAGCGGCCCGCGCAAUCACCCACUCCGGCAGUGCGCGACGCGUCUCAAGGCCAAAGCCGAGAAGCUCCUGAAGAACAUUACCGACAGAAGAGAGCGCCUCGAUCCUCCAGUACCCUCUGACGCCUCGCGUGGUGGCACCCCGAAGCUGAACGGCACGGUCAACGGUCAUGCUGUUGUGCGUUCGCGUUCGGUCGCCUUCACAAAGUCCCCUAGCCCGUCAAAACCUGUCGGCGUUGCAACCGCAAGACGUGAUGCGCAGUUUCCGGACCAACCGGCCAUCGUGCGGACGACGGAGGGAAUGGUGGAGUGGCUGCAGCUGGACAAGGAGCUUGAUGCGCGGCUGAACGGCGAGCUUCUGGCCAACGGGUUCAGCGGACCUAGCGUGGAAGAGAGGUUGAGGCAGUACGUUGGUCUGGGACCAGAGGGACAUGACGAAGAUAGGGCGUCAAUGGAUGGCGAAGUGGGCGAGAAGCGCAAGCUCCCAGGGGAGAGCGGCCCACGGAAACGCCCGCGAACAGGUUCAACGGAGAAGGACGCGGUCGACCUCUGGUGGGACGCGAUGCAAUCUGACUUCAUGAUCGGCCACGGCCUGCCUGUGCUCGCGCAUGUCAUCUCGGAGGAGCCCGCGGCCGUCGUACCGCCGACUGGCAUCGUCGACCCGCCACGGAAAGCAAGCCAGCGGCCGCGCAAGAAGCGCAGGAAACAGGCAGACGAACGCAUGCAGAAGACGCUGUUGUACCGCAUGAACGACAACGUCCGGACAUUACGUCGUGUGCGCGACGUUCACGCGCGGUUGACGGUGCUCAAGGAGACAGCGGACGACCCCACCAGUGGCGAGCCCUCGCUAUUGCUGCCGCCGGUGGACGACAUUGAAGACCCAAUAGAUGACCAGCCGUGGAGCAUACAGGCAUCAGGAGAUGAUAUUGGGGAGGAGCAUGCGGAUGAUUGUAUGCAUUGGAUGAGCUCAAAGGUGCUCGAGCAUGCCGGUUUUCAAGGCACAUCCAAGGUUGCGCUGGACGUACUCGCCGGAGUGGCCUCAGACUACCUCCUUAACGUCGGGCGCACAAUCCAAUUUCUCACCGAGAAGUAUGGGCACAAGAUGACGCCUGAAGAGAUUAUUCUACAUACUCUCUUCGAGGGGGGCGUGACUCGGGCACCGUAUGAUCUGGACCGGUACAUUAAGGAGGAUAUCGUGCGAUAUGGCAGCCGCAUGAACGACUUGGAGAAGAAGCUGAGUCAUGUGUACUCUGAAGCGACCGCGGAGCAAGCUUGGGAUGACGAAGCUCUCUUUGGCGCAGAAGAGAACGAAGAGGAAGAUGGCGAAUUUGUCAUGGGCAACUUUGCGGACGCAUUCGGCGAAGACUUUUUGGGCCUUCGGGAACUUGGUAUCGCAGCUGAAUUCGGCCUCUCCAGUCUCAGCGUCCCCAAAAAGUUGCUCAAGAGCAAAAAUAAGGGCGCGGCGCAAGGUGCACCUUCUGCGUACAAACCCUCCGAGCCACCACCACCCUUCCCUCCGCCGCCACCCUUCAUCCUGCUCGACUCGAAAACAGCCGAGGACCAGAUCGGCCUGCUCAAGUCGUUCUACCAACACCGCAUCGCGCAGAUCUCAGUACCAGUCUCGCCACCGGCACCGCCUCCAAUGCCUCCCUUCAAUACGACAUUACCCGGCGCCUCCGCGCCACCUCGGCCCUUCCCCCAGGCCCCAUACCCUCCUCCAUCUCUGCCCGAAGCGCCGUCCCCGCCGCCCGUGACGCUUCCCGACGACGCGCCUGCGCAGGCCCACACGAAGCUGGGGCCGCUCGGGCAGGUGCUCAAGCCGAGCGCUGCGGCGAGCGCGGCGAAGAAGAAGGACAAGGCGCCUGCGAAGGGCAAGGGCCCUGCCGAGGGCCCUGGGCCUGGU
This is a messenger RNA of Phanerochaete carnosa HHB-10118-sp, 2112 nucleotides long. RefSeq lists its product as uncharacterized. The record is from RefSeq and is a predicted model, not a curated record. The annotation marks the transcript as partial. Lineage: Eukaryota; Fungi; Basidiomycota; Agaricomycetes; Polyporales; Phanerochaetaceae. Gene Ontology annotation, biological process: regulation of transcription by RNA polymerase II. Gene Ontology annotation, cellular component: SAGA complex; SLIK (SAGA-like) complex. The transcript is spliced from 9 exons. Gene Ontology annotation, molecular function: structural molecule activity; protein heterodimerization activity.